Messenger RNA from Chionomys nivalis (European snow vole), 3039 nucleotides. RefSeq names its product Sp2 transcription factor (gene Sp2). Gene Ontology annotation, biological process: regulation of transcription by RNA polymerase II. Lineage: Eukaryota; Metazoa; Chordata; Mammalia; Rodentia; Cricetidae. The transcript has 7 exons. The record is from RefSeq and is a predicted model, not a curated record. Gene Ontology annotation, molecular function: RNA polymerase II cis-regulatory region sequence-specific DNA binding; DNA-binding transcription factor activity, RNA polymerase II-specific. The coding region runs from base 75 to 1916 and encodes 613 amino acids.
GCGGGUGCUAGGCGGGCGGUGUCAGGCUCUCGGUGGCGGCGGAGGCGGCGGAGGCCAGGGAGGAAGAUGUCGUAAUGAGCGAUCCACAGAUGAGCAUGGCUGCCACCGCUGCCGUCAGUCCUAGUGACUACUUGCAGCCUGCUGCCGCUGCUACCCAGGACUCCCAGCCGUCUCCCUUGGCCCUGCUUGCUGCGACAUGUAGCAAAAUUGGCCCACCAGCUGUUGAAGCUGCAGUGACACCUCCUGCUCCCCCACAGCCCGCCCCACGGAAACUGGUCCCUAUUAAACCAGCCCCUCUCCCGCUCAGUCCCAGCAAGAAUAGCUUUGGCAUCUUGUCAUCUAAAGGAAAUAUACUUCAGAUUCAGGGCUCUCAGCUGAGUGCCUCCUAUCCUGGAGGGCAGUUGGUGUUUGCCAUCCAGAACCCCACUGUGAUCAACAAAGGGAGCCGAUCAAAUGCAAGCAUACAGUACCAAGCAGUCCCACAGAUUCAAGGGAACAGUUCCCAGACCAUCCAGAUGCAGCCCAAUCUCACCAACCAGAUCCAGAUCAUCCCAGGCACCAACCAAGCCAUCAUCGCCCCCUCAUCAUCUGGCCACAAGCCUGUCCCCAUCAAGCCAGCUCCUGUCCAGAAGUCCAACACAACUACCACCCCUGUGCAGAGUGGGGCCAGCGUGGUGAAGCUGACAGGUGGGGGCGGCAACGUAACACUUACCCUGCCGGUCAACAACCUGGUGAACACCAGUGAUGCUGGAGCCCCCGCUCAGCUCCUCACUGAGAGCCCCCCCACCCCAUUGUCUAAGACUAACAAAAAAGCCAGGAAGAAGAGCCUUCCUGUCUCGCAGCCAUCAGUGGCUGUGGCUGAGCAGGUGGAGACAGUGCUGAUUGAGACCACAGCAGACAACAUCAUCCAGGCAGGAAAUAACCUGCUGAUUGUCCAGAGCCCUGGUGGGGGCCAGCCAGCUGUGGUCCAGCAAGUCCAAGUGGUGCCCCCCAAGGCUGAGCAACAGCAGGUGGUGCAGAUCCCCCAGCAGGCACUGCGGGUGGUGCAGGCUGCCUCUGCAACCCUCCCCACCGUUCCCCAGAAGCCCUCCCAGAACUUUCAGAUCCAGACAACGGAGUCUGCGCCAACCCAGGUUUAUAUUCGUACACCUUCUGGUGAGGUACAGACAGUCCUCGUCCAGGACAGCCCCUCAACAACAGCUGCAACCACCUCAACCACCACUUGUAACAGCCCUGCACCCCGAGCUCCCCAACUGAGUGGCACCAGCAAAAAGCAUUCAGCUGCAAUUCUCCGAAAAGAGCGACCCCUGCCAAAGAUUGCACCUGCUGGGAGCAUCAUCAGUCUGAAUGCUGCACAGUUGGCGGCAGCUGCUCAGGCCAUGCAGACCAUCAACAUCAAUGGAGUCCAAGUCCAGGGUGUGCCUGUCACCAUCACCAACACUGGCGGGCAGCAGCAGCUGACAGUGCAGAAUGUUUCUGGAAACAACUUGACCAUCAGUGGGCUGAGCCCCACCCAGAUUCAGCUGCAGAUGGAGCAGGCCCUAGCUGGAGAGGCCCAGCCAGGGGAGAAGAGGCGGCGUAUGGCCUGCACGUGUCCCAACUGCAAGGAUGGGGAGAAGAGGUCUGGGGAGCAGGGCAAGAAGAAGCACGUAUGCCACAUCCCAGACUGCGGAAAGACUUUCCGGAAGACAUCCUUGCUUCGGGCCCAUGUCCGCCUGCACACCGGCGAGCGACCCUUUGUCUGCAACUGGUUCUUUUGUGGGAAGAGGUUCACACGGAGCGAUGAGCUCCAGCGACAUGCUCGAACCCACACAGGGGACAAGCGCUUCGAGUGCGCCCAGUGUCAGAAGCGCUUCAUGAGGAGUGACCACCUCACCAAACAUUACAAGACCCACCUAGUCACGAAGAACUUGUAAGGCCAGCUGAAGCAGGAGGCCCUGAAGAUGGAAUCCCCGUCUAAUUGGCCUGGGUCUGUGGUGGACAGGUGCCCACAACUGCCCUGGGCGGCCCUCACCCCACUCCUGUUCUGUGGCUGUGUCCCCACAGGGAGGGGCUCUCCUCCUUCCAAAGGCCCUUCCCUUCUCAUCAGGAGCUCCUGGCCUGCCCAGGCUACGCACACUGGCCAUGCCCAAUGAGACGUUCUAAACCAGGACGCGUGGGGACCCUUAUUUCCAAAGGAAAAACAUGCAUUUCACUCCGUCGCGGAGCAAAGUGAGCCCCCUAUCCUAACCCAUGCCCUGCCCCAACACUGCCGGAGUCCCAUUGUGCCAUGCCCCCCAAUCCUCUGCCUUCUUGUCCCCCUCAAUUACCUCCCCUGGCCACUAGGGACACCCCAGAGCCCUGUACCCAGCCUCCCACUGGCUCCCACCUCUGCAGAGGGCUGGGAGGCUGCCUCCACUCCACUGCCCAGCCCCUGCCAUGGCUGUCCUCCAGACAUUCCAACUUCCUAUUUGAAAGGUCAGAUGCCGGCGGACUCCUCCCACUCCUUUUUCUAUGGAGAACGUUGCCUUAUUCUUGGACUUCAGAUGAUGAACACUGUGUAUGUGUGUGCUUUAAAGACAUUUUAUUUAAUUGCUCCCUUCUUCCUUUCUUUACUAGCCGCCGCCCCUCACCUGCGUUCAGUUUAGGGUUUCGGGGGCAAUGCUGAGCAUAGGAGUUUUUUUUCUCACUAACAAUUCUUUUCUCAAUGACACAUUUCAACUCAGAUCUGGACUCACAUGGAAACACCUUCCAUUCUGACUCCCUCCCCACCCUUUCAUCUCGUCACCCUACCUGCCUGAGCUCUAUUGUGUACAGUGUAUAUUGUAUAAUAGACGAUUGUGUCUACGACAUGUUUUAAAAAAAAACAUAUUGCUUGUUAUUUUUGAGGCUUUUAAAUUAAACAAAAAUCCAACUUUAUUUUUCGUUGUAACUGCUUGAGGAUGUUUUAUUAAGUGACAGAUUUGUUAUCCUUUAUUAAUGAUGUAUUUUGUUGGUCAGUGCUGGGCUAACAAAAAUUUCUCUCACUAAUAAAUUUAGUUGCCCGCGGCAAAGUCUGCU